UUCAAUUUUUAUAAGGGAAAAAGAGUCUUGUGACAAAAAAUUUUGAAGAUACUGCCUUAAAGUUAAAUGUUUUCUAAGCCUACAGCCAUUGUGACAUCAGCAUCAGGUCAGUAACCACCACUUGAAGGAUUCCAUGCAGGACACCAUUGUUUCACAGAGCUCUCCAAUUGCACUGCCCUGUAGGAAGCUAACCACCUAGAGUGCCUACUAUUGCCCUUGAUUUUCUCCAUGGGGCAUUCUACAAUGUUACCAGGAAAGACAGCCAACAAAUAGUAAGAGAAAGACCAUUUCAUUCUUACACUGCUCCUUUCUUUAAUUCUCAUCAGGUCUCCCAACAUCUUGCCCCUUGUUUCACUGUAAAAGAUGUACAAACUUCAAACCAAAAGGGCAAAAGCUGCUGCUGGGCAGAUGUGGACUUCAAAUCUCUCCAAGAUCAGACAAUCUUUUAAAAAUGUUUACCAUAAAUGUAAGAACCAGCAUCCAGAUUCAACUAGAAAUCCAACUUUGACUUCCUACGGUUGUGAUCAAGAUGACAUUAGUACUGACGAAGAAAUGAAUCAUACAGUAAUGCUCCAAGAUAUUAAAACUUCACAAAUUGAAAUCCUCAGGCAAAUGACUGAUGUUGUCAGCACAGUAUCAAAAAUCCAAGGAAAGAUUGACUUUUAUCAGAAGCAGAUGGAGGUACUAGAAACCAGAAUGAAUGUUAAUGAAGACAAACAAUGCACUAUAACUAAAGAUAUCUUCUCUAUGAAAGAAGACAUUGAUGCUUUAAAGAAGAAGGUGACAGAACUGGAAAACCAGAAUUCUUGCUCAGGCAUACAUUGUUUAGAAAUCCUGGAAGGACAGAAGGGUAAAGAGGUCAUGGAACUGCUUCACAAACUCAUACAACCGGAAACUUUGAAAAACACAUUGGCCUCUACAGACCCUGAUAUCUCUUCAGCAGAACCAGAGAAAGUGUGUAGUUAUUCCAAGCCCACUGAUCACCUUGAAGAAAAAACAAUUUCUUCUCAAAUUAAAGUUUUGAAGAAAAAUAACCAUCAAAAUGCAUUAAGCUUUAAAAAAGCAAAGUCAAAUAUUUAUAUUUACCCAGACUUUAGUACAUGGAUCAAGCUAACUUUUGUCCAUGGAGGAAAGUGGAGAUUUUUUCUCAGUGCUACCAAGUUAGAAGAAUUCAUUCAGUGGCUUCUUUCUAGACCAACCAUCCCUCCUGAGGAACCGCAACUCACAACCCGGAGAUAUUGUCCAUUCACUGGGCCUAUUGUGAGCUUGACCACAAUCUGUCUCUCUGUUUUCAACUACAUUUACUGUCUUUUUGGUUCUUCAAAAGAGGAAGUAACUCGACUAUAGAAUUGUAUUCUGUGUAUCUUGGCAGUAAAUAAAUGUAACCUGGUGGCUCCAAGCAUUCAUGUAUCUUCGUGGUUGCUGUAAACGUCUUCGUAGUUUGCUCCCUGAGGGCCCACUGUCUAUGAAAUGCUAUAUGUCAACAGUAAGUGAAGGCAUAUCAUCCCAUUGGGCAAUUAUGGCACAUUUUCUUUCAAUGCUCUUGUUUUCUUAUAGGCAAUUCAUGAGGACUCAUCUGGUGCCCAUUUCAUAGAUAAUUGGAAGCAAAAUAAAGGGUCAAGGGACUGAGAAACACAUUUGGUAGCCCCGAGUCAGUUUUCUAUACACUCUUAAUUUAGUGGCCUUUAGAAAUAAGAUUUGUGAUACCAGAGAGAGACUCUACUAACAAGAUUUUAAGCAGCGUAGAGUGAAAAAGAUACCCAUUGUCAAGGCUACUAAUGUUAGAGCUAUAAAAAUGAAGUGCAUUGACAGGACAAGUUAAGCCAGAAAAAAUAUUAUUCCAAAAAUGGGAUUUUUUUUUUCAACUUCAGUUUCAUCUCUACCAAACAAUUAGAAAAGAAGGAAAAGGUUGAAUAUGGCACUGAGUAUUUUUUACAUUUUCAUAAAAUGAGAUAAAAAUGAUGUCUUGUUUGAUACAGAGGAAAAAGGGAGGGGCAGAAUGUAAGGAAGGAUUAGUGAAGCAAAUUAAAUCUCACUAUAUUACCAUAGAUUCUUAUAUGACAAGGCCUUUCUUUUUGUAUGAUUCAUAUACUACUUAUCCAGGUGGGCUUCAUUUUUAGACAUAAUAGGUGGUUGCUAUCUAAAUGUAAUUUUUAAGAACAUCAUGCAGAAUAGCUGCAAAAAUAUUCUUCCUUCACCGUGUAAUUCACUAAAUGAAAUCUACCAUUAGAGAGUCAUAUGCUGUUAAACUACAAAUAUUCUUGGUAAAUGUACUACUCUAAAUUAUUCUCAGUUAAUAAUUUGAAAGAGGGUUUUGGCAAUUAGCUAAGAACAACCCAAUUUCAAAUGAAGAAAAAGGCACUAAUGUGGUUAUAAAGGGAACUAAGGGAGAAAUAUGAUGAGAAGACACAAUAUUAUCUGGUGCCAGUCUGUUGGUAAUUAUAUACUACAACUUUUUCACUUACAAAUGCAUUUUAUUUGACCCUUUUUUACAAAUGUACAGAUGUGUACACAAAUAACUUAAAAUAUGUCAAUGUGCGAUAGGUGCAGCACAGAUAAUACUACUCUAAACUACUUACAGCAAGCCUAUAUAUAAAAUGAGUUUGUUUUAAAUGGGAUAAUUGUGCUAAACAAAGCAAAGUGUCAUUCUGGUAAAGGCAGCAGCAAUGAAUCUAUAUAUACUAUCAGAGACAUCCACAAAGAACAGCCAGAGUUCUAGAUCAGCACAUUGGGUAUGGUCCUCACGUCAGAGAGUAACUAGGUAGGCUAUGACACAGGCAUACAUCGCAAGUGGCUUCUGGGAGAGUAAAAAGUGAUACUGCUGGUAUUUGCCUGGGUCAUCUGAGCCUCUAUUUUAAUGCAUGCCUUCACUUUUUCCUCCCCUUACACGCCCCCUUAGCACUUGCUUAUUCCUUCUAGAGUUUAGGGUAAGAGCAUAAGGUCUGGGAAUCACAAGACAGUUCUGAACAGUCUUAAGUCCUACACUUACAAGCUCUAUUCAUCUAAACUGGAUUUGUUUUGUCAUCUCCACCAUGUUUGUUUUAAUCUGCUGUUGUUGUUGUUUUUGUUGUUUUUUGUUUGUUUGUUUUUACCUAGAAGAAGAGGUGGAAGGGACACUACAUGACUUUCUCAGAGUCUCAGACUCCUUCGAGAUGAUUGUCCUGUCAAUUUACCCAAAGUCCUUGUGAGGAACGAGGAUUUUUCUUUUGAGUCAAUUAAUAGUUCUAUUAAUUUAGUAAAUAUUUCUUCAGUGUUCACUAAUAGCAAGGGAUCAUGGAGGAUCAACGAAAAAGUAGACAACAUUCCCUAUACAGUAGACACAUAACAUUAAAUAGGAUAAAUAGAAUGUGUGCACACAUAAUAGUUCUAAUGAAUGAUAGGUGGGGAUGGCAGCAAAGAGCAAUAUAAUAAGUACUCCCAGUAUCCGAGAAGAAAGGGUGAUGAGCUUGUAGUAAGAAGGUAAGAAGAAAAAGUUGUGGUGAAGACAGUGUACCAGAAAGAAGGAAAAACCAGCACAGGAGUGGGGCCUGGAGGGACUGUGGGAAAUAAAAGCUACCAAGUAUGGCCAUUAUUUCAACUCUUUAUGGAUCUCAUAUUUCUCUUCAGGGAUCCCCACCAUGUUCAUUUUAACCUCUUUUUUUGUUUUUUUGUUGUUGUUUGUUUGUUUUUACCUAUGUAAGAAUAUUUGUGGAGGAGGUGAGAGGGACACUACAUGACUUUCUCAGAGUCUCAAACUCCCUCAAGAUGACUGUCCUGUCAAUUUACCCAAGGUCUUUGUGAGGAAAGAGCAUUUUGCUUUUGAGUUGAUUAUUUAAUAGCAUCACUUAGACGAUGACUCAUUAAAAUUAAAACAACUCGUAACUUCUUGUGAGAAAAUAAUUUUUCACCAGUCCUUGCUUUCAAAUUCACCUGCCUCUCACUCAACUCACCUCCAUCCUACCUGGCUCAGAGGAGGUCAGGUCUCUCUGGUCCACAUUCCUCCCCCAGUGGCUUGCUGGGUCUUCUUCCUUUUUCUGUCUUAAUCGCCACUACCAAUUCUUUGUACUCGGCUUACGAAAAUAUGUGUUCGCCUUGUCCCUGUGUCUCUCUCCUCUCUUGCUGAUUUCCCAUCACCCUGUUUGCAUGAGAAGCCCACCUCCCUGUCCCCACUUCCCAUUCUCUUCCUGACUGUUCAUAAGAUCGUAUCGUCCAUAACGAUGCUCUCUUUUCUGGUCCUCUCACCAUCAUCCUGGCAGAUCCUUCGCAAUUCCUUAGAUGAUUCCUCUGCCACUAAUCAUUCCUUUAAAAUAUUUAUGCUUCACUUUAAUGACUUCUGAAUCAAAGAACUAACACAGACUCUUCUGGAACCUCCUGAGCUUCCAUCUCAAGUGACUAUUUAUCUUCUCCACUUUGAUGUCUAGAGCAGUCUCAAAAUCCUUACUCUUAAAAUUAACCUUAGUAACUCUUCAUUUUUUUGACUCAAACCCAUUUCUUUUCCAGUAAUCCUCUGCUAAUGGCAUCACAGUGCAAGUUAACCACAUCUCCACACUGGGAAUUACUCUCAGCAUUUUUCUCCCUCACUUGAUGUAUCAAUCAUCAAAUCUUACCCUCUUUAUCUUGAACAAUUCAUAGGCUCCAUCUCUAUCUCUGUUCCCACCUCUAUUCUUUUGGUUCAAGCCUCAAUAAUAUCUCUUUCUGAAUGAAAAGUUUUUCUCCUUGGUAUCCCAUCCUCCAGGAUGUCCAUAAUCUAAUUCUUAAAAAGUGAUUUAAAAAAAAAAAAUGCUCUGAAAUCUUUGCAUUGCUCCUCAUAUCAAGCAAAAUAAAAUCCAAAUUUAUUAGCAGAGCCUACAUGACUCUUUCAAUGCUGCAUUUUUACCUUUGGAAAGGGGAGUUCCAUAGUGGUAAAGCACAAUAUCUUUGGCAUCAGACUGACCUGAUUCAAAUCUGGCUCUGUCACUCACUCGCUGUGUAACUUUGGAACUAAGCCAAAGUUUCAAUCCCCAAGGCCUGUGUGUCCU
Molecule: messenger RNA, 4997 nt
Organism: Pteropus alecto (black flying fox)
Lineage: Eukaryota; Metazoa; Chordata; Mammalia; Chiroptera; Pteropodidae
Gene: CCDC54
Product: coiled-coil domain containing 54
Exons: 1
Coding region: 364-1347 (327 amino acids)
Source: RefSeq, a predicted model, not a curated record